Messenger RNA from Rosa rugosa (rugosa rose), 934 nucleotides. RefSeq names its product probable metal-nicotianamine transporter YSL6. The record is from RefSeq and is a predicted model, not a curated record. The transcript has 4 exons. The coding region runs from base 110 to 574 and encodes 154 amino acids. Gene Ontology annotation, cellular component: vacuolar membrane. Lineage: Eukaryota; Viridiplantae; Streptophyta; Magnoliopsida; Rosales; Rosaceae. Gene Ontology annotation, molecular function: oligopeptide transmembrane transporter activity.
CCGCGCCAUUUUUAAGACUCUUAAAGUUUGACAUGCCUGUUGGCCACCAUGAUUGGCAUUCGUUGUAGUUGAAAGCAUCCUCACUUGUAUAUGCUUCUGAAAUCAGGUUAUGGUUAUGGAUUACAAACUUACAUACCCCAGUGGGACUGCCACAACAAUGUUGAUCAAUAGCUUUCACACUAAAAGUGGUGUAGAGCUUGCUGGGAAGCAAGUGCAAUGUCUUGGAAAGUAUCUAAGCAUGAGUUUAAUUUGGAGCUGCUUUAAGUGGUUCUUCAGUGGUAUUGGAGAUUCAUGUGGGUUUGACAACUUUCCUAGCCUUGGAUUGACACUUUUUAAGAACACGUUUUAUUUCGACUUCAGUCCUACUUAUGUCGGAUGUGGUCUUAUUUGCCCUCACAUAGUCAACUGCUCAGUACUUCUUAGGGUUAUCAUAUCAUGGGGUUUCCUUUGGCCUCUCAUAUCCCAACAUGCUGGGCACUGGUAUCCAACUGACCUUGGUAGCAAUGAUUUCAAAGGUCUUUAUGGAUAUAAGGUCUUCAUAGCUAUUGCCCUUAUUUUGGGGGAUGGUCUAUAGAAUUUGAUCAAGAUUAUAACCAUUACUAUCAAGGAAAUAUGCAAUAAAAGUAGUAAACAGAGCAAUCUUCCUUUGGUUAAAGAAAAGUUGGGUGAGUAUUCAUAUGAUGUCUAAUAUUCAUGGAUAAUUUAUUUGACACCCUUUAGUUCUUCACAUUGAAUCAUAUACGGAAGGCAUUAGUUCAGUGUUGAAUUUUUUUUUCCCCCUCUUCUUAGCUUGUAGUAGUUAUCUAGUAAUCUGGAUUGAGUUGUGAAGUAAGAGCAUAACUGGCUUAAACAUCAUUGUCAUUUAAUAUUGUUGUUGUAAUUAGGAAUGCUAAAGUAAAUUAUUUGACUUAAGAGUAGCACUCUAUAUGUAUUU